Molecule: messenger RNA, 2192 nt
Organism: Amphimedon queenslandica
Lineage: Eukaryota; Metazoa; Porifera; Demospongiae; Haplosclerida; Niphatidae
Product: epithelial splicing regulatory protein 1-like
Exons: 14
Coding region: 34-1935 (633 amino acids)
Molecular function (GO): RNA binding
Source: RefSeq, a predicted model, not a curated record
CAAUUGUGCACGUGUGUGGGACUGUGGGGGAAAAUGGCCAAGCGGCAAUACGAGUCCUUGUUGCUAUUCACACUGGGUGCAUACGGAGACCAGAGUGGUGGUGGUGGUGGAGGAGAGGAUAAGGAGGUAUGCCUGCUAGCCUGGCAGGUACUAGAUAUAGCCAACAUGCAGUUAGCUAGUGAUGUUGGUCAGUUGGUUGUGUGUCCCGAUAGUUCGGGGUCUGGUUACACGAGUAAGGGACAGAACAGUGAAGACGGUAUCCCUUUAUCAACUGCUCUUGAGAAAAUUGAAGCUGUAUUUUCAGAGCAGUCUAAUUGCUGUCUUGCUACUAACGGGUCAAUUGCAUUACGUCAGAUUCUAGUGCCAGAGAUAAAUAGGAAACUCCAGGAGCCUCUUCCCUCUUUUCUCUCUCAGUUCUUUGACCUACAGAAAGAGCUAGCCAAGAGAUCAAACAACGAGUUCCAACCUCACAACCUUGUGGAGCUUUGUGAAUGUCUUGGAGUUGAUUGCCCUCCCAAUGAUGUGUCAGGUGCUGAAGAGAUUCCAAUAAUGGCUAAAGCAGCUCAGAAGAUGCUAGUACAAGGUCAUGUUUUUGAGUCGCCCGAGACAGUUCAGCAAAGUUAUUCUCAUACCAAUCAAGUCAAUCCUGAUAAUGUGUGUGAUGGUUGUGUUGUGAGGCUGAGGGGUCUCCCUUUCUCUGCUGAUCAUAAUGACAUUGCUUUAUUCUUGUCUGGACUCAAUAUCAUCCCUGGUGGAGUGGUUUUUAGUAUUAAUCCUGUCGGAAGGAGAACUGGUGAAGCCAUUGUUGUCCUUGAGGGUGAGGAUCAGGCACAAUUUGCCCUUCAAAGGGACAGACAUUACCUACACCAAAGAUACGUUGAGGUUUAUGAAGCCAGCCCUGAUAAUUUCUUUCAAUUCUGUGAUACCACUGGAUCCAGUGAGAAGGUAUUCACAGUUCGUAUGCAAGGAUUACCUUAUAGAGCUACCGAGUCUGACAUUAUGGAGUUCUUUCAACCAGAGGCUCCGGUCAGUAAUGAAGCUGACGGUAUAUUAAUUGUUCGUUAUCCUGAUGGUAAAGCUUCUGGUGAUGCUUUUGCUGUCUUCUCAUCCGAGGCUCACGUGGAGGAGGCUCUCAAGAAACACCGCAACAACUUAAUGGGCAGAUACAUUGAAGUGUUUCAUAGCUCACUCAAGGAAUUCUUAGUGGUUCUGAAUAAGUCAGGGACUCCAGAGCAACUUGACAGGUUUGCUUACCUCAAUACCGAGUCUGGAGGAGGAGGAGGAGGUGGUAGGGGAGGAGGAGGAGGAGGGAGUGGUGGUGCAUCAAAGAGAGGAGGAUCAGAAAAGAACUGUGUUAAACUGAGAGGACUCCCUUGGGAAGCAACACCUGAAGACGUCAUCAGUUUCUUUGGCGACUUGAACAGAAGCAUUGAGCAGCAGGGAAUUCACAUGGUGUUGAAUGCUCAGAGUCGUCCAACUGGUGAUUGUUUUGUUCAAAUGACAUCAGUGGAUGCAGCUACCAGAGCUGCCAACGAACUGCAUAGGCAAAACAUUGGUCGUCGCUACAUUGAAGUUUUUCAAGUUUCUGGUAAUGACGUGACGUAUGCUUUAAUGGAUACCGGAGGUGGUAGCCGCCCUGGUGGUGGCCACGCCUAUUAUGGAGGAGGUGGAGGAAAUAAAAGAAAGAAGGUUUCAAGUGCCGUCGUCAAAGCACGUGGACUACCUUUUAAUACUAAAGAGUAUGACCUUGUGGACUUCUUUGCUGAUUUCAAUGUUGAUGAGAGUGAUAUUGAACUCAUAUACAAUCAUAAUGGUAGAUCAACUGGGGUUGCUUACAUCAACUUCCAAUCUCUUAAUGAUGCCCGUCAAGCCGUCAGGGACCUCAAUCAUAAAUACAUUGGCCAUCGUUAUAUAGAGCUCUCCCUCAAUCAAUAGUGCCCUCUUCCAUUCCCCUCCUACAGCAGCUGCACUGUAACUCUACUAGUUAUGUUUUUAUGUUUUUUUUUGUCUUGAGAUUCCCCCCCCCCUUCUUUAUCCUUGUGGAUAAUUAUUGUUUUGUAAUUUUUAGGUUGUAAAGAAUUAUUAAAUUAUUAUUAAUAUUAUUCUUAUUUCUAAAAAUGCAGUUCUAUUGAAAGUAUUAAUUAUUAUUUCUUCUCUUAAAAUAAAAAAUUAAUUAUGCUAACUUGAGAAAU